Messenger RNA from Cataglyphis hispanica, 1245 nucleotides. RefSeq lists its product as uncharacterized. Gene Ontology annotation, molecular function: odorant binding; olfactory receptor activity. Bases 25 to 1245 code for a protein of 406 amino acids. Gene Ontology annotation, biological process: sensory perception of smell; detection of chemical stimulus involved in sensory perception of smell. NCBI's taxonomy places the organism in Eukaryota, Metazoa, Arthropoda, Insecta, Hymenoptera, Formicidae. The record is from RefSeq and is a predicted model, not a curated record. The transcript has 7 exons. Gene Ontology annotation, cellular component: plasma membrane.
CUUAGUCUCUUCGCAGACACCAAUAUGAAUAUAUCAAAGCACACAGCAUACGCAGAUUAUGAAUGGGCCAUUAAAUUAAAUCGGACCUGCUUGAGAAUGUUGGGCAUUUGGCCGAAAAAUAAUGAAAGUAAAUGGGAGAAAUUAAGGACAAAUAUACGCGUAAUCGUUAUGUUGAAUAUAGGCUUCUGGUUCUGUAUCAUACCGAGUGUGCAUUCUCUACUGAAAAUAUGGGGCAAUAUGAUGUCAAUGAUCGAUAAUCUACAAUACACUUUACCAUUUAUAAUGGCAACAAUAAAGUUUUUUAUUAUGUGGCAAAAAAAGAAAGAUAUUUUACCGCUUUUAAACAUGAUUAAGUGCGAUUGGUUGAAGCCAAAGACUAUGCAAGAGAGAGACAUUAUGAUAAAACGAGCGCGACUCGCGUGCAUGCUCACGAUAUUUGGAUAUUUUGUAAUGUUGAUAUCCGUUCUUUUGUGUACGAUUCUUCCUAUCUUCGGCAUUUCAAUAAGAUAUCUGACUAAUAAAACGGAUCCGGGUAGAUUGGUGCCGAUACAAACAUAUUACUUUUAUGAUCGAGAUAAAAGCCCACUUUAUGAGAUAACUUACGUUCUGCAAACUGUCGGAAUGUCUAUAUUUGCCACUGUAUACACUGGUACUGACUGUUUCUUAAGUGUGCUAGUCUUUCAUGUAUGUGGUCAGCUGGAGAAUCUCAAGGCGCGCGUCAUCGAUCUCGAUAAAUUUAACAAUUUCGAAAGCGUUCUAUCUCAUAACAUACGGGAUCAUAUACGUCUCAUCAGAUCGAUCAAUAUCAUCGAUAAUAUAUUUGCUUUGAUGUUGCUUGGAGCGCUCUUUUACUUUGGCAUACUAUUUGCUUUUUAUGGUUUUUUAUUCGGUACUGUAAUAACUCAGCAUCGCAAUGUCUCUACCACAUCUCUACCAAUAUCUGUACCACGUUUAAUUUUCAUCAUAACAACAUUUGUUAAUAUAUUUGCACACACGUGUUUCUACUGCAUCGUAGGAGAAAUGUUGGUUACGCAAUGCAAGGGAGUUUACGAAGCCACAUGCCAGUUCAAGUGGUACACGCUGCAGCCGAAAAAAGCAAGAAAUCUAUUGAUUAUAAUGAUUUGCGCCAACAAACCGCUGUAUCUUACCGCGGGAAAGCUAUUCCCUAUGACAAUGGCUACUCUUUGUAAUUUAUUAAAGACAUCGGGCGGUUAUAUAUCGGUCUUGCUGGCACAUCGGGAAUAA